Messenger RNA from Nematolebias whitei (Rio pearlfish), 2579 nucleotides. RefSeq names its product NOP2 nucleolar protein homolog (yeast) (gene nop2). Gene Ontology annotation, biological process: maturation of LSU-rRNA; rRNA base methylation. The record is from RefSeq and is a predicted model, not a curated record. NCBI's taxonomy places the organism in Eukaryota, Metazoa, Chordata, Actinopteri, Cyprinodontiformes, Rivulidae. Gene Ontology annotation, cellular component: nucleolus. The transcript has 16 exons. The coding region runs from base 111 to 2351 and encodes 746 amino acids. Gene Ontology annotation, molecular function: rRNA (cytosine-C5-)-methyltransferase activity; RNA binding.
CGGAUAUGCCCCAGCAAACAACGUGUUGAAGUGAGCUGUGUGAAAAUUUCAUCCGUAAUAAGUCAAAAAGUUCAGUCAAAGGAUAAAGUUUUGGUCGGUGAAUCGAAGUCAUGGGUCGAAAGUUGGAUCCCACCAACAAGGUGAAGAGAGGGCCGGGUAAGAAAGCCAAAAAGCAGCGUGGAGCAGAGGUUGAGUUGGCCAAAUUUAUAACAGAUGAGGAAACGGGACCAAAACGUCUGUCGAGUAGAGGCAGGAAACGCGCUGCAAAAAGAGUUCAGAAUCUGGAAAAGCCUAAAGAUGUUGUUGAGAAACAGUCCAAGAAAGGAUUCACUGAUGGAAACAGUAAAUGGCUGAAACCAACAAAGAGGAAGCGCAAACUUAAUGAGCCUGAAAGUGAAGAUGACAGCGAGGAGCACUGGGAAGAAGAUGAUGAUGAUGUGGAGGAGGAAGAGAAGCAGCUUGUGCAGAAGGAAGAAAAAAUCACAAAAAAGAAGGGUGCAAAAGUGGGAUUGAAAAUACUGGAAGAGGAAGAUGAUGACAGUGGUGAUGAUGAUGAAUUGAUUGAUGACUACGGUACGCUUGAUGACGGCAGCGACGAUGAAGCUGGAGAAGAGGACGGUGAUCUUCUUCCCAUCGAACGUGCUGCCAAAAAAGAAAAAAAACUGAAGAAAUCCAUGGCUCUGGGGGAAGACGAAUAUAUCGAGUCUGAGGAUGACGAUGAGGAUGAAGACGAGGAUGAAGAUGAACAGAAAUCAGAUGCUGACAUGGAUGAAGAUGAAACGAUACAAACCAACACAUUGGAGGAGGACACAUUCAGACUGCCCACUUCAGAGGAGAGUGAGAAGGAAGGCAUCUCGUCUAUAGAUCUGAAGACGAUUCAUCAAAGAAUAAAGGACAACAUCGAUGUUCUCUGUAAUUUCUCUGCCAAAAGAGAGGAGGGGAAAGACAGAGUGGAGUACCUGGCUCUGCUGAACAAAGACCUCUGUACUUAUUACAGCUACAACGAGUUCCUCAUCGAGAAAUUAUUGGACCUCUUCCCUCUUUCAGAGCUGGUUGAUUUCCUUGAAGCUAAUGAAAUUCAGAGACCCGUCACGAUUCGGACCAACACACUGAAAACGAGGAGGCGAGAUCUUGCACAGGCUUUGAUCAACAGAGGAGUAAAUCUUGACCCACUGGGGAAGUGGUCUAAAGUGGGUUUGGUUGUCUAUGACUCGUCUGUACCAAUCGGUGCCACUCCGGAGUAUUUGGCUGGUCAUUACAUGCUGCAGGGAGCCUCCAGCUUUCUGCCGGUCAUGGCGCUCUCACCACAGGAGGGAGAAAUGGUGCUGGACAUGAGCUCAGCUCCAGGAGGGAAGACCACCUAUAUUGCUCAGCUGAUGAGAAACACCGGAGUGAUUAUUGCUAAUGAUGCAAACGCUGAAAGACUGAAGAGCGUGGUGGGAAACAUUCACCGUCUUGGGGUCACAAACACCGUGGUCUGCAACUACGACGGCAGGCAGUUCCCAAAGGUAAUGGGUGGGUUUGAUCGAGUGCUGCUUGACGCACCGUGCUCGGGAACUGGAGUCAUUGCUAAAGAUCCUGCUGUGAAAACCAGCAAGGAUGAAGCGGAUAUUAAGCGCUCUGCUCAUUUGCAGAAGGAACUGAUUCUGUCGGCCAUCGACUCUGUGAAUGCAGCGUCCCCUACUGGAGGGUAUCUAGUCUACUGCACGUGCUCUGUAACGGUGGAGGAGAAUGAGUGGGUGGUGGAUUACGCUUUGAAGAAGAGGAAUGUCAAAUUGGUUCCUACAGGACUCGACUUUGGGAAGGAAGGCUUCACCAGUUUUCAAAAAUUUAGAUUCCAUCCUUCUUUGCAACUCACACGGAGAUUUUACCCACAUUCACACAAUAUGGAUGGAUUCUUUGUGGCCAAGUUUAAAAAGUUCUCCAAUGUAAUUACACCUCCUGCUGCUGAUGGGACAAAAGAAGAGAAAGCAGAAGCUCCUGAGGCUACAGAAGCUACAGACUCUUCGAAGGUGAAAGCGUCCAAAAGUGACAAGGCUAACAAGGCCAAAGCAAACGGAACAGCUGUUAAGAAAUCUGCAAACAUCAAGUCGGCGGGACAAAAAAACUUUGGACCGAAGAAGGCAAAGAUUGCCAAGAUGGAUGCCGAGACGGAGAAAGGAGCAGAGGCCAAAAAGGCUGUAGCGAAGACGCCCAAUCAGCCCAAAGCAUCAAAAACUGGCAAAGAAGACGGAAAAUUUGAGAAAAACCGAGGCAAAAAGAUGAAGAUGCACAUGAAGGGGAAGAACAGAAUGGGAAACAAUAAAUUCAAGAAGUUUAAACAAAAGUGGCAAAAGCAAAAUAAAAAGUGAUGCAUGGACGGUGUGAAAAUAUUAUAAUAAGAUCACAAACGAACUGGAGUUUUCUUAUACAAACCCUACAACUUCAUGCAUUUGUGUGUCUGCUCUAUCACUUCAGAGCAGUAUGUGUUAAAUAUGUUGGUAACAUGGCUACGGUCUAAUGGAUUUACACGUUCACCGCUUUUUAUUUUAUAAUCAGUUCAUUUUAUUAAUUGAUUCGUUGCUCAAAAUACAGCUAUG